Messenger RNA from Drosophila ficusphila, 1944 nucleotides. RefSeq names its product J domain-containing protein (gene jdp). The record is from RefSeq and is a predicted model, not a curated record. The coding region runs from base 104 to 691 and encodes 195 amino acids. NCBI's taxonomy places the organism in Eukaryota, Metazoa, Arthropoda, Insecta, Diptera, Drosophilidae. The transcript has 5 exons. Gene Ontology annotation, cellular component: cytoplasm.
GCCAGUUCGACUUUCGACGCGCUGCCAGAAACAUCGUAAGCACCGCUUAACCCGAAAAAUAUAUAUACAUAUAUCCCAACCAAUCCCACGAUAAACUGACGCAAUGAGCGCCGUCGAUGCCAUAAUCAAUUAUAAACGCAGUCCCAACGAGGACUUCUACGGCCUGCUCCAUUGCGAUGAGAACUCAUCGCCCGAGCAGAUCCAGGCCGAGUACAAGGUCCUGGCCCUCCAGUACCAUCCCGACAAGAACUCCGGCGACAAGGAGGCGGAGGCCAAGUUCCAGCAGCUAAAGGAGGCCAAGGAGACCUUGUGCGACCCCGAAAAGAGGGCCGUGUACGACAAGUGGCGCAACAGCGGCAUCUCGAUGAGCUACAAGCAGUGGCUGGGCAUGAAGGAGCAUGUCGGUCAGGUGAGAAGAUACACGAUUGCCGAGAAAGUGGAUAAAGAGUCCAUGCACUGGGUGACCCCCAAGACCAAGGACCGCAUGCUGCCGGAGACCGGAGGAGCAGCUGCCCAGGGACCCGGGUCCGGCGCCGGAUGCAGCAGCGGCGGCCUGACCGCAGCCUCGCCCAACCCCGCCCACCGGCGGGCCUCCGAGGGCGGGGCGGCCUUGUACUACGGGAGUCGCAAGGCCGAGUGGGGCGGCGAGAACACCGACGUGGCCAACAAGUUCCGCAACUACGAGAUCUAAGGUGCGGAAGCAGAAGUUUUCACGAGCACAUUCAAAGUCAACCGGAAAGAGAGCAGAAGAAAAGAGGAUUCGGGCAACUAGCCCACAAGUUAUGCAAUUAUAUCAAAAUAUUCGGAAGGGAGGAGAAACUUAUUAUCGAUGUGUAACUUAAGCGUUGCGAACUCCAGAGCACAGAUACUCGUAUAUAGAUGUUUAUAGGUGUACAAAAAUAUAUAUAGAAAAUGGUAAUUUACUAACGUAUAUUUAAGGAAAGAAACUGUAAUUUCAAUAAACUCCCCCAAAGAAAAUCCCAGGCGGAGCGGCAAGAAUUUUAAGUUGAGUAACUUAGUCAAAUUUUAACGCAGAAAUGCAAGUUGAAUAUACACACCAUAUACUAUAUAUUUAUGUAAUCAGUGUAUUUGUAUAUCGAUGUUUCAAAGUACCAUGAAUGUACCCCCAAGACAAUCCCUUGGCAGCAAACAAAACUAAGCUAAAGCUAAAGCUAAAGCUAGAACUGUAACUGAAACUAAACUUUAACUAAACUAGUGACAGUCUAGCAAAUCACCCACCACAAAAAGCGAAAGAAGAGCAAAACAUAUGAAAGACAUAAUGAAGCGAAUUUAACCCUUAUACACAUGACACAUUUGCAUAGUCAAAAAACUUUCACUCGGUGUCCUUUUAAAGAGCAACAAUGCGAAAAGUCUCCAACUGAACUAUUUUACCUACCAGAAAAUUAUUUUCGCAAAAAAAUCUAAAAAAAAUAACAAAAUAUCAAAGGAAAAUCAAAAAAAAAAAAAAAGAAGAGAAAUUUAUAUAAAUGUUUUGAUGGAUAGAGCGGUGAACUUUUCCAACUUAUACAUAUAGCAGAGAAUUAUUGUCAUUAUUAUUGUACUAUUAUGCCCAGAGCAGAGAAAUAAUUACUACAUAAAUGUUGUUGCUGGAUUUAAAUGCAUUACUUAUACAAUUACAUAUGGAUGUUUGUUUUAAGACAUACUCUAUUGAAUUUAUUCAAAUACACACAUAUUGCGGAUAGACCAGACCAGACCCAGAUCAGAUCGGAAAGAUAGGGACAGCUGCAGGCCAAAGGCGUGACCCGUGACCCCCGACCUUCAAGAAGGGCGGGGCCGGGGCAUCAGCAGUACUAGCAAGUACGCAAUUAAUUAGUGUUGGUUCUAACUUAGCUGGCGCAAUGUUUAAGCGGCGAGAGAACAGAACAGAUCACAAAUAAAGCAUCUUUUUGAAAGGGGUUCCCACUCCUGGCGGAACCUCAGGUA